This is a messenger RNA of Rhinocladiella mackenziei CBS 650.93, 945 nucleotides long. RefSeq lists its product as uncharacterized. Bases 1 to 945 code for a protein of 314 amino acids. Lineage: Eukaryota; Fungi; Ascomycota; Eurotiomycetes; Chaetothyriales; Herpotrichiellaceae. Gene Ontology annotation, cellular component: cytoplasm. The record is from RefSeq and is a predicted model, not a curated record. The transcript has a single exon.
AUGCCAGAAAUCCUCGACGACAAAGCUCAACAUGUAAUCCCCUUCAUCCAAUCCAUGCUCUCACAACAUCAACUCUCCCACUCUAACGAAUCUAACCCGCCUCCCUUCUUCAUCGGCCUCAACGGCGUUCAAGGAGCAGGCAAAUCUGUCCUAGUCGACAUCUUGAAAACCACCUUAUCCUUGCCUCCUUAUAAUCUGUCCACCGUCGUCUUCUCGCUCGACGACCUCUAUCUUACACACACAGACCAGGUCUCACUUGCCCAAUCACACCCAGAUAACCCACUGCUUCAACAUCGAGGGCAGCCCUCGACGCACGAUAUUCCACUGGCACUCUCCAUCUUCGAGAGUCUCAAGCGCAACAAACCGACCAAGAUCCCACAAUACAACAAAGCCGCGUUUGCGGGACAAGGCGACCGCGUCCCCGAAGAUGAAUGGGAAACAGUAAACACCGACCCUUCCCACCCUGCCCGGGUUGUGCUCUUCGAAGGAUGGUCCGUGGGCUUUCGUCCCCUGAGCUCUGAAAUCCUCGCUUCGACGCACGCGGCAGCUGUCUCUGCUGCGCAGAAUGCCACCCCUGAAAGCCCGUACAGGGGCUGUUUAGGAUACAAUUCGCUCGAGAGCGUCACGACGAUCAACGACGCGUUGAAGGCCUACGACGCAUUAACCUCUCAGCUCGACGCGUUCAUCCACAUUGACGCCCAGGACACUAUUUACGUGUAUAAAUGGCGGUUGGAGCAGGAGGCUGGCCUGCGCGCGUCCAGAGGGACCGGCAUGACGGAUGAGCAGGUCAGACAUUUCGUCGACGGGUAUUAUCCCUCGUACGAGCUGUACACGGAGACAUUGCACGAGGGGGUGUUUAAAGGUACCAAAGAGGAUUGGCGGGGGAGGCAGUUGAGGUUGGUGGUUGGUGAGGAUAGGAAGGUUAGGGAGGUGGUGAGGAUAUGA